AUGAUUCGCACGUUUUCUACCAGUCUUAUUCGAUCUCAGGUCAAAGCCAGAUUUGUGGUGGUAAGUUAUUCAAAGACUAAAAACACUUACAAAUUCAGUCAAGUCCUAGGAAACCGUCCUUAUUUGAGUUGAUCAGGCCCACCAAUGAACCCACAACUUCUCUGGAUGUUCCCAAGGCAGUAGUGAAUCUAAGUAUCGACAGUAAGUCGAUUGUUAUCCAUACAAUUUGUUCAGCUUAUCGAAAUGAGAAUGGCCAACCCUGGUCGCUGCCCGUUGUAAGGGAAGUUGAGAAACAACUGGCUCUUGAUGAAGAUCUGGAUCAUGACUAUGUUGAUCCUCAAAUUGGACAUAAACCGUUCAUCGAAUACUCUACCCAUUUACUUUUAGGACAGCACCUUGGAAACGUGUUGAAGGAUAAUGUAAACGAUGAAUUGAAUAAUGGACCUCUCCUAGGUAGUCGCUCUACAAACGGUUUCGGCCACUGGAGCAUUGAGAUUGGGUCUUGAGUUUGCUGUUAAAGUUCUCGGAUUGAACGAAGCCCAUCUUGCAAAUCCAUCGUGGACUGAUUACGGGAUUAUUCUACAAAAUGCCGGUAUCAACCGAAUCAGAGAAUAUCCUUAUUGGGACUAUGAACAGAAGAAGUUAGCGUUUGAGUCAAUGGCAAAAACUUUAAAAUACGCGGAGCCAGGGUAGACCUAAACUUGCGAGAAAAUGCUUUUUCUAGAUCGAUCAUCAUCCUCCAAUGUGGACACAAUCCAACUGGAGUGGACCCCGAUCCAUCUCAAUGGCGGAGAUUGGCCGAGAUUGUCAAAGACAAAGACCUCGUCCCCUUUUUCGAUGUCACCAACAUCGGCCUCUUCAGUGGAGAUCCACAGGAAGACGCCUCUCCAAUUCGAUUAUUCGCCGAAUUGGGCGUCGAAUUCUUUGUGGCCCAAUCUUUCUCCAAGAACUUUGGACUUUACAGUAAGUCAAAUAGUUGUCGAUUUGAUAAACCUAAUACUAUAGGUGAGCGCGUGGGAAACCUGCUUGUAGUGAGUAAAGACCCUUCCAAAACAAGAGAAAUCAAAGAAUAUCUGGUCCAAUUGUCAAGAGGAUUGUGGAGCAGCGCUCCCCUGCACGGUGCGAGAAUUGUGGGACAUAUAUUGAAAACUCAAUACAUGCGGGAGCAAUGGCUGAAUCAAGUUAGAGUAAGGAUUUGCGAGUUUUAACCAUAUGAAACACUAAUUUCAGAUGAUGUUCAUGAGAACUCAAAAGUCCAGGAAUGAUUUCUACAAAGCCUUGAUGGAUAACAAAACCCCCGGAACGUGGGAUCACAUCAUCCAAUCGUCUGGUCUCUUCUGUCUUUUAGGACUGUCAGAGCCUCAAAGAAACUACCUAUUCAGAAAACACAAUGUUUUCAUUGCUCCCUCGGGCCGCAUCAAUGUAUGUGCACUGACCAAUGACAACAUUGUGGAAGUUGUACGUGCUGUAGAUGACUCUGUUCGUAACAGUUAA
Molecule: messenger RNA, 1494 nt
Organism: Bursaphelenchus xylophilus (pine wood nematode)
Lineage: Eukaryota; Metazoa; Nematoda; Chromadorea; Rhabditida; Aphelenchoididae
Source: the annotation of a GenBank genome assembly